AUGCCUGAGGAGGUACACCAUGGAGAGGAGGAGGUGGAGACUUUUGCUUUCCAGGCAGAAAUUGCCCAACUCAUGUCUCUCAUCAUCAAUACCUUCUACUCUAACAAGGAAAUUUUCCUUCGGGAGUUGAUCAGUAAUGCUCCUGAUGCCUUGGACAAGAUACACUGUGAGAGCCUGACCGACCCUUCCCAGUUGGACAGUGGUAAAGAGCUGAAAAUUGACAUCAUCCCCAACCCUCAGGAAUGCACUUUGACUCUGGUAGACACAGGCAUUGGCAUGACCAAAGCUGAUCUUGUAAAUAAUCUGGGAACCAUUGCCAAGUCCGGUACAAAAGCAUUUAUGGAAGCUCUUCAGGCUGGUGCAGACGUCUCCAUCAUUGGACAGUUUGGUGUUGGCUUUUAUUCUGCCUACCUGGUGGCAGAGAAAGUAGUUGUGAUCACAAAACACAACGAUGAUGAGCAGUAUGCCUGGGAGUCUUCUGCUGGGGGUUCCUUCACUGUGCAAGCUGACCAUGGUGAGCCCAUUGGCCGGGGUACCAAAGUGAUCCUUCACCUUAAAGAAGACCAGACAGAGUACUUAGAGGAGAGGCGGGUCAAAGAAGUGGUGAAGAAGCACUCACAAUUCAUAGGUUAUCCCAUCACCCUUUAUUUGGAGAAGGAACAAGAGAAAGAAAACAGUGAUGAUGAAGCAGAGGAAGAGAAAGGGGAGAAAGAAGACGAAGAGAAAGAUGAUGAGGAGAAACCCAAGAUUGAAGAUGUGGGCUCAGAUGAGGAGGAUGAUAGUGCUAAGGAUAAGAAAAAGAAAACAAAGAAGAUUAAGGAGAAAUACAUCGAUCAUGAAAAACUGAACAAGACCAAGCCCAUUUGGACCAGGAACCCUGAUGACAUCACCCAGGAGGAAUAUGGAGAGUUCUAUAAGAGCCUUACCAAUGACUGGGAAGACCACUUGGCAGUCAAGCACUUCUCUGUAGAAGGUCAGUUGGAAUUCAGGGCAUUGCUGUUCAUUCCCCGUUGGGCUCCCUUUGACCUCUUUGAGAACAAGAAGAAGAACAAUAUCAAACUGUAUGUCUGCCAUGUGUUCAUCAUGGACAGCUGUGAUGAGUUGAUACCGGAGUAUCUCAACUUCAUCCGUGGUAUGGUUGACUCUGAGGACCUGCCCCUGAACAUCUAG
Pteronotus mesoamericanus is the source of this 1170-nucleotide messenger RNA. RefSeq names its product heat shock protein HSP 90-beta-like. The transcript has a single exon. Gene Ontology annotation, biological process: cellular response to heat; protein folding; protein stabilization. The record is from RefSeq and is a predicted model, not a curated record. Gene Ontology annotation, cellular component: plasma membrane; cytosol; perinuclear region of cytoplasm. Gene Ontology annotation, molecular function: ATP hydrolysis activity; disordered domain specific binding; ATP binding. Bases 1 to 1170 code for a protein of 389 amino acids. Lineage: Eukaryota; Metazoa; Chordata; Mammalia; Chiroptera; Mormoopidae.